AUGAUUGAAAAGGUUAACCCAUGUACGUUAUAUAUCACCCCAGUAGCUACAGGUUUCUAAUGGAAACCGCACUACUGACAGAGCAUUCUACCCGAGUCCUAAUGGCAAAAGCACUAUGUCUCCGCCUAGAUGUACAAUCAAAUCCUCUUAGGCCCUGAUUUCUUAUGUUCCUAGUUAUUAUUAGGUAGCAAAACAAUUUGCAGUGAAAGGUAAUACGUAGUUCAGUCGCUAGAAGCUUUUGGAGAGCAGGCAGGCAGGCAGACUACCAGUUUCAUUUGGUUUCCUGGUAUUGCUAUGAUUUUAUAUUCCCCUCAUAUCAAAAAUAUCAAUUUUGUUGUGUGUGUGGGCAUCAUUGCCAUUUCCAUAAGCUUGGGAUUGAAGUCAUUUAAAGCAAAGUCCGUUUUUUGAUAAUUUCAUAGUGGGGAUAAAUAUCAAUACCCACAGGAAAACAUGGUCACAAAUAUUUUAUUGCAACAUUGUACUCUGUAUAUUGAUAAUAUGCUCUUUGUAGUAUCUCUCCAACAGAUUACAGUGCUAAAUGAAAGUAUUGCAUUUCAUAUGGAAAUUGUACACUCCUUCUUUUCCCCACCAACUACAGUAGGCCUUAGAUCUAUGCAUGGAGUAAUACGGAUUUGAAUAGUACAGUUGAUGUUAAUGGUUAUAUUUCUAUAUGCAUUUCUAAUGUAUUUAUUCUCUUCUCCUAUAGGUUAUUUGGGAACAGUGGGGCGUGCAGUGCUUGUGGUCAGUCCAUUCCCGCCAGUGAACUGGUCAUGAGGGCACAAGGCCAGGUGUACCAUCUCAAGGUGAGCCCUUUCUCUAACCUCUGACCUUUAACUUCCUCAAAUAAUAAUACUAUGCCAUUUAGCAGAUGCUUUUAUCCAAAGCGACUUACAGUCAUGCGUGCAUACAUUAUUAUAUAUUGUUUUUGUGUAUGGGUGGUCCCGGGGAUCGAACCCACUACCUUGGCGUUACAAGCGCCGUGCUCUACCAGCUGAGCUACAGAGGACCACCUAACCAGGGUCCUGUUCAUUAGGGCAUGCACAAAGUUGUAAAGUAUAAUUUCUUAUUGGAUAAAUCAUAGGUAGUCCCUCCUUGUUUCUGACCGUUUUCUUCCGUUUGGUACCUAAUGAAAACGACCCUGACCUCACAUAAUGUCCUGUUAGAAAUCACACCAGUAAAAGAUACACAAUAUCAGCAUUAGCACUUUAAGCAAUAAACAUAGUUCUAAUUACUUGGUAAUAGCUAACUUUAGGGCUUAUUUAUAACUGUAUAAUUAAUUUUACUAGGUGAAUAAUUUGUGUGCUAGGUUACAUGUUAUGAAAGCUUUUAAGGAUUUGUUUACAACACUUUAGGAGCUGUUUAGCACAUAGUCUUGUUUUGAUAGUGUUGCGCAAGACAACCUUUAUUAAUUAAACACCACAUAAUGACUUAUUUAUGGGUAAUUUGGAUAAAAAGUGAAAUGAGCUUUACCAUAAUAACUUUCACUUGUACAUUUUGUUGUCGGUGUGGUUGUUUUCUCGUCUGACGUCUUAGUGUGUGCUUUUGUGUGUGUGAGCGUGUCUAUGUCCCAGUGUUUUCAUCUCUCUCUCUCUCUAUUUAUCUAUCUCUCUCUCUCUCUCUCUCUCUCUCUCUCUCUCUCUCUCUCUCUCUCUCUCUCUCUCUCUCUCUCUCUCUCUCUCUCUCUCUCUCUCUCUCUCUCUCCCACAGUGUAUUCAUGUUCUCUCUCUCUCUUUGUUCCCCCACAGUGUUUCACGUGUUCUACCUGUCGGAACCGGCUGGUCCCAGGCGACAGGUUCCACUAUAUCAACGGCAGUCUGUUCUGUGAACACGACAGACCCACAGCACUCAUCAAUGGGCAUUUGAGUUCACUGCAGACGAACCCACUACUGCCCGACCAGAAGGUAUGUACUGAAGGAGACACUUGUCAAUGA
Messenger RNA from Coregonus sp. 'balchen', 1931 nucleotides. The record is from the annotation of a GenBank genome assembly. Lineage: Eukaryota; Metazoa; Chordata; Actinopteri; Salmoniformes; Salmonidae.